CGGGAGGAGUUAGCGGCUGUUGGGAGAACGGGUUUACGGAAGCAGUCCCUUCCAAAACCCCAGCCAUCGCGGGGUAGGACACCUUCUUCCCUCCCAGGCCCGGGGCGCCCGCCUGAAGGGGCGCGUGUGCCGACGGCGACGGCUUGCCCCGGCACGCCCGGACUGGGCCGCGCUGCGGGAUCCCGGGGCCGCCGCCCGUUGGCCCCUCCCGGCCCUAAACCCCCAGGGGUCGCUGCGCGUCCGCCCGGAGCGUGUCAGCUCCAUUCUGUGGAGACUGAGGGCAUGCAUUGCAGCAGCUCCAAGAGCGGAGGCGCCCUAGCUCCAGUGCCUCGAGGUCCUGAUGCCUGUCAGAUGAUAACCAGAGCCCAGCUCGGCCAGGAUCCCCCACAGAGAACCGUGCUAGGGGUGCUAACUGAGAAUGGGCAGUACAGGAGGACCUGUGGCCAGGGGAUCACAACAAUCAGGUGUUUCUCUGGAUCAGAAAAUGUCUUCCCUCCAGCUGGAAAGAAAGUGCUCUCUGACUGCACGGUCCAGGUGCCAGCCAAGCAAGGAUUUGACAUCUACAUGGAUGAGCCUGAUCAGGGGGACAGAGACAGCUGCACAGGGAAAGAGGAGAUGGCAUUUGAGGAUGUGUAUGAGGUAGACACCAGCACACUCAAGUCAGACCUUCACUUCCUGCUGGAUUUUAACACAGUUUCUCCAAUGGUGGUAGAUUCAUCUCUCCAUUCCCAGUCUGAAGAUGCAUCAGAUUUUGGUACAGAUGUGAUAAACAUGACUGAAUAUGCUGAAGAAAUUCAUCAGUACCUUAGAGAAGCUGAAAUAAGACACAGGCCCAAAGCACACUACAUGAGGAAGCAACCAGAUAUCACGGAAGGCAUGAGAAUGAUUCUGGUGGACUGGCUUGUUGAGGUCGGUGAAGAGUAUAAGCUUCGAGCAGAGACUCUCUAUCUGGCUGUCAACUUCCUGGACAGGUUUCUUUCAUGCAUGUCUGUUCUGAGAGGGAAAUUGCAGCUUGUAGGAACAGCAGCUAUUCUUCUGGCUUCGAAAUAUGAAGAAAUAUACCCACCUGAAGUAGACGAGUUUGUCUACAUAACUGAUGAUACUUACACAAAACGCCAACUGCUAAGAAUGGAACACUUGCUCCUGAAAGUUCUGGCGUUUGAUCUCACAGUGCCAACCACCAACCAGUUUCUCCUUCAGUACUUAAGGAGACAAGGAGUGUGCGUCAGAACUGAGAAUCUGGCCAAGUAUGUAGCAGAACUGAGUCUACUUGAAGCUGACCCAUUCUUGAAAUAUCUUCCUUCAUUGGUAGCUGCAGCAGCUUAUUGCCUGGCAAACUAUACUGUGAACAGGCACUUCUGGCCAGAAACCCUUGCUGCAUUUACAGGCUAUUCAUUAAAUGAAAUUGUGCCUUGCCUGAGUGAGCUACAUAAAGCAUGCCUUGAUAUACCCCAUCGACCUCAACAAGCAAUUAGGGAGAAGUAUAAGGCUUCAAAGUACAUGCACGUGUCUCUGAUGGAACCACCUGCUGUUCUCCCUCUGCAAUAAGUUUCCUAUGCAGGCACUUUCAGAACUUCACCUCCGGAUCAGCCGAAUUCGUCUUAACUUUUAUAGGUUUCUGCAAGUUAGGUCAACUAGUGUUGCUACAAGAUAGAUGCCAUAUUUUUAAAAAUGGAAAUGUAGUUAGUUCGUCUUAGACUUUAGUAGCUUGUAAUAUCAUCUAACCUUUUUUAAAGAAUAAACAAACAACUUGCCUUGUGACCAUGUGUUAGACUUAUUUACUAAUUAGGAUGGCCCAUAUGCUCGCCUGGAAUUUUAGUGGGGAGCAUUAUAAAUGCCAUCUCUAUUUCAAUAGUUCUCCAAAGUUGGUUUCAUAAAUCUGGCAUGCUAUUAGGAUUAAGUGUUUUGAGGAAUUCAGAGAUUUUUGUUGUUUGGUGAGUGACCUCCCCUGAGACUUUUUCCUUCCUAUCGCUUUACUCUUCACGCAGCUCUCCAUAAAUUGGCAAAGGAAGGAACUCUAAGCUUAGACUCAUUGGUGCAGGGAUAUAAACAGGCCCUUGGCAGCAUAACAGGCAUGCUGUGCGUUUGCCACAACAUUGCCCCCUCCUCAGGAGGCAGUGGGAGAGGGCAAUUCUGGCCAAGACUUUCGUGGUAGAAGUGCUGUUUGUCCCUUUCGGGCCUUAAAGAUUUGAGGGACCUGGUUGGGGACGCUUCCUCUCAUUCUCUGCCAGUUAACAUGGGCCAAUCACCUCCCUGGGAAACAUGGCUGUCUCAAACUGCAGUUUGGAUCCUGACAAAGUAACCAUUUCUUUUACUAGCAAUAUUCUUGUUUUGGAAUGUUUUACUUCAGCUGGAAGGGACCUGAGAAAUAGUCCUUCAUUAUGAAUUAUAUUGCAAAGGAGGAUUUUGCUGCUAACCUGGAUCCAAAAUGUAACCUUGACUUUAGGUCACAAAACCGCUCUACAAAAUCACAAAACCAGGACAUAGAGGGCUGAACCUAUAAUUCUUAUGUUCUUUGCUGCCAGCGAUUUGUACAUACUUAUUCCCACCCCCCAACACACCCAUCCACCAAUUGCAAAGACCUGGUCCUCAGCUUUGACUUGCUUGUCUUAUUUUGUGUCCCUGAAAUACUUUAUUUAGAACUAGAAUGUAAUUGUUGCCUAUGGACCUCCCAGCCUGCUUGAGACAGAAUAGCAGCCUUCAUUGUCUCCUUCCUUUCAUCCCACUCUUUUUCUUCCUGGAAUCUGGUGUUGAAUCACACAUGGUUUUUAUACUUCAUAAGAAUGUAUCCAUAAACAUUAAUGCUUGCUUUAGAAAUUUAAUGGUUGUUGACUAUCUUGCAUAUCCUUUGUGUUAUAUGUUUUAGGCAGCACUGCAUUUCGAGAUUAUCUGUAUUGAGUAAGUUGAAUCCUCGUUAUUUAUAUUAUUGUGGAAUGUUAAAUGAA
Messenger RNA from Ailuropoda melanoleuca (giant panda), 2945 nucleotides. RefSeq names its product cyclin A1 (gene CCNA1). NCBI's taxonomy places the organism in Eukaryota, Metazoa, Chordata, Mammalia, Carnivora, Ursidae. The transcript is spliced from 9 exons. Bases 283 to 1548 code for a protein of 421 amino acids. The record is from RefSeq and is a predicted model, not a curated record.